AUAAUAGGUGCUAGUUUUUUUCUUUUAAGCUUAAUUAAUGAACACAAGGUUAUGACUGCUCCAAUCCCAACUUCUUCCACCACAGCAUGGGGCUGUGAUACAGUCACCCAGGGGCCCCCACCUCGCUCCGCCCUUCCCUAAACAGGACCUGGUUCUGGCUUUCUGAAGUUGCCUCAUUUCCUGGGAGGUGAGAGAGCAGGCCAAGCCCUGGUUCCUGCUUCCACUCCGGCCAAGACCUGCCCACGAUGGCACUGGUGCUGCUCCUCCAGCUGCUGAGCCUCUGGCGUCUGUGUCACACGUAUACCACUCCGACCGGCUUUUGGACAGAUAAGACCUCUUCUUUCUCUCAGUCUCCCCCUGCUACACUACAACCUCAGAUAAGAACCAGCUGGAGAACCGUUACUACCUUAGUCCCCCCAGCCUUAUACCCCAAGCCGCAGCUGGGGGCUCAGCCGGCCGCAGUUGUGACCCCUGGGGUCAACGUGACCUUGAGGUGCAGGGCGCCCCUACCUGCCUGGAGGUUUGAACUCUUCAAAUCUGGAGAGAUUGAGUCCAUCCUGCAACGGGAUGUGUUCCUGGAGCUGGCGGAGUUCUUCCUGGAGGAGGUGACCACGGAACAGGGAGGCAGUUACCGCUGCUGCUACAAGAAGCCAGGCUGGAGGCCGGGUGUCUGUUCCCAACUCAGUGAUGCCCUGGAACUGCUGGUGACAGACGAGCUACCAGCCCCGUCGCUGGUGGCGCUGCCCGGGCCGGUGGUGGCGCCCGGCGCCAACGUGAGCCUGCGCUGCGCCGGCGGCUGGCGGGGCAUGAGCUUCGCGCUGUACCGCGAGGGCGAGGCGGCGCCGGUGCAGUACCGCGACUCGCCGCAGCUCUGGGCCGACUUCCCGCUGCUCGGCGCCAGCGCCGCCGGCACCUACAGCUGCUACUACCACACGCCCUCCUCCCCCUACGUGCUGUCGCGGCGCAGCGAGCCGCUGGUCAUCAGCUUGGAGGGCUCCGGCUCCUUGGACUACACCCGGGGCAACCUCAUCCGCCUGGGACUGGCUGGCCUGGUCCUCAUCUCCCUGGGCACACUGGUCGUUUUCCACUGGCGCAGCCAGAGUCCUGCCCUUGGUAACGUUUGACCCUGAGGCCCAGAGAACUGGAUAUAGACGCCUGCAGCGUGAGAAGACUUCCCAGAGAGGGCAGAGAAGCAGCAGGGAGCCCUUGGGUUGGACUAGCCCUUCCAGGAGCCCCACAGCUCUCCCAACUGAGCCCAGCUUCCUGAGUACCAAUAACUUUUGUACCGUGCCCUCUAUCUUCCUUCUGGAUCAUUUCUCCAAGACUCCCUGGAUCAGUGGAAUGAGCUAUCAGUGGUUAAGGCUUCCUAUCCAGAAGACCUGGGUUCGAAUCCCAGUGCUGCUGCUCACUCACUGUGGGAUGUUAUGAAAGCGACCCUUCCAAACCUCAAUUACCUUGACUGUAAAAUGGGCGCACUGAUAAUACCCACUUUCUAGGAUUGUUGUAGGACUGAGUGCACAAUACACGUGAAGCGUUUUAAACAGUGACUGACCCAUAUGUAGCAAAUGCUCAAUAAAUGUUAGCUAUUGUAUAACA
Equus quagga is the source of this 1596-nucleotide messenger RNA. It is a transcript of the gene OSCAR, whose product is annotated as osteoclast associated Ig-like receptor. The coding region runs from base 246 to 1124 and encodes 292 amino acids. Gene Ontology annotation, molecular function: collagen receptor activity. NCBI's taxonomy places the organism in Eukaryota, Metazoa, Chordata, Mammalia, Perissodactyla, Equidae. The record is from RefSeq and is a predicted model, not a curated record. The transcript has 6 exons. Gene Ontology annotation, cellular component: plasma membrane.